Messenger RNA from Candidula unifasciata, 3654 nucleotides. The record is from the annotation of a GenBank genome assembly. Lineage: Eukaryota; Metazoa; Mollusca; Gastropoda; Stylommatophora; Geomitridae.
AUGUUCCCAUUUUCCGCUGGAGAUAAUUCAUCUCACCUCUUGCUGUCACAUGAGAAUUCAUUGAAAUGGAAAGGAAUUUUUACAAAUGCAUUAAAAGGAGUCCAGAAGCAGGUACACAAUGGCCUUACUUCAAGAGAAGAUGCCUUGGACUACAUAGAAACUUUAAUGGUUCGGCUGCUGAUCACACUGUGUUCAGCCCAGCCACACACCAAAGAAGAUGUUGACGAGAGGAUCAGCAAAACGUUCCCCGACCCCAUUGACAAGUGGGCUAUCCGGGAUGCUCAGAAUGCAGUCAGAGACUAUAAAAAAAACUGUAACAUCUUGCUGCCAGUGGACAAAAUAUUGCCUCUACUUAAGGAAGAACUGGGCUACAGGGUCGACUACUCCCUGGCAGUGUACAUUGUGGCAGUGUUGGAGUAUAUUGCCGCUGACAUCCUCAAAAUUUCUGGGAUUUAUGUGAAGAAUAUCAGACAUCAAGAAAUCACCUCCCAAGAUAUUAAAGUUGCAAUAUGUGCAGAUCAGGUCUUGUACGACAUGUUCUUCCAAGAGGAGGACCUGUCUGUCAUGGUGGAGGACGAGCCAGUCAGGAGAGAGAAGAUGACCUACGAAGAGAUCGUCAAAGAUCUUAUCAUGGAGGAAGUCCAGUACCUCCGAGAUCUCAACAUGAUUAUUCGUGUGUUCAGGGCACCUUUUGCAAAACUAUUUCCCCGGUCAAAGGACCUGGAUGUGAUCUUCAGCAAUAUCUUGGAUAUCUAUGAUUUCACGGCCAAGCUACUCAGCUCAGUCGAGGACCAGGUGGAGAUGGCCCAGGAUGGAGAUGUGCCUCUUGUGGGUGCCUGCUUCACUGACCUCACUGAGGGUGAGGAGUUUAGUGUCUAUGAGCGUUAUGUUGCUGACAUGAUGACCCCAAACGGAAAAGGCAGGUUGAAUGCUCUACUCACUAGAGAGGACGUCAUCCUGUUGUUGAAGCAAUCAGGAAAUGGAUUCCGUGAGGCUUUUAAAUAUGUCUUGCCAAAGUUAUUGAUGGGCCCUGUCUACCAUUGCUUGCAGUAUUUUGAAAUAAUCAAGGCUUUGAUAAGCACAAGUCCCAAUGAUGAAGACAGAGAAUGUUUAACUCAGGCUGAUGGUCUGCUACAGGCUCUGAAGGUUCGCCUGGAAAGACAGCUGGGAAAUGUUCCAAAAAGAAAAAAUUGGGAACUCUCAUUAAGAAUGCAUCCUCAUUCACGGUCGGCCACAGAGAAGAUGACUGAAAUUCAGAAAAGUAUUGAUGGCUGGGACGGCAAAGAUAUCAUACAAAUGUGCAGUAAAUUUAUCAUGGAGGGAACCUUGACAAAAAUAACUGGCCGGCGGGCUAACCCUGAACGAUACUGCUUUCUGUUUGAUGGCCUCAUUAUUCUGUGCAAGUUAAACCCCAGAGGCCGGACAUCAGUAAUGCCUUCGCUGGAGUAUAAACUGAAGGAGAAGUUCUUCAUUCGUAAGGUGGAGGUGGUUGACAGGGAAGAUACUGACGAUUUGAAGAAUGCAUUUGAAAUCCAUCCCCGUGAACACAUGCAUGUUGUGUUGCAAGCGAAAAGUGCCGAUGAAAAAACCAACUGGAUGGCUGCUCUCGUUGCUCUACAGACUAGAAGUAUGCUGGAGCGCAGCUUAGACAGCAAACUUCGAGAAGAAGAAAAGAACCAUCCCCUGAUUCUACCUCCUUCGGAUGAGUAUGAGUUUGCCGUGCAGGACUCGAACAAAAAUAUCAUCUUUGAAGAUAAUCAGGAAUCUUCGUAUGAGAGUCCUCUAAUCAAGGGUGGACAACUCAUCAAACUUACAGAGAGACUGACGUACCACAUGUAUGCAGACCCUCGCUUUUUACGCACAUUUCUUCUGACCUACCGUUCUUUCUGCACUCCCAAAGAGCUCCUGGAGUUACUCAUAAGGCGCUUUGACAUCCCAGAGCCCAAGUUUGAUACCAUGUCACUUCUUGAUGAUAACGCUGCCCUGAAAAUAAGAGAGGACUUGAAACGCUUCCGAAAUGAAUAUGUGAAGCCAGUUCAGUUCAGGGUGGUGAACGUUUUCCGUCACUGGGUUGAUCAUCACUUCUACGAUUUUGAGCGGGAUCGUGACCUGCUGGAAAGGCUUAAUGAUUUCCUGCGAACAAUCAAGGGCAAGGCCAUGCGAAAAAUGGCUGACUUAAUUUCCAAAAGUAUACAACGGAAGAGCUCAGAUUUUAAACAUUCUGUAUCAGUAGAGAUUCCAGCCUAUGACCACUGGUACAGCAGUCGGCUUCACCCAAUCGAGAUUGCCCGCCAGGUGACUCUGCUAGAAUUUGACCUCUACAGAGCCAUCAAACCGUCAGAGUUGAUUGGCAUGCCCUGGAUGAAACGGGACAAGCAGCAGACAGCACCAAACUUGCUCAAAAUGAUACAUUUCUCCACCAAUAAGGAGCGAGUAGCCGUUGUCUCCAGGGUCAUUGAGGUCAUGCUAGUGUUUCAGGAACUGAAUAAUUUCAACGGAGUUUUGGAGAUAAUUGGUGCCCUCAACUCAGCAUCUGUGUUCCGCUUGGAACAUACUAAAAAGGAGCUGGCUCACAAGUACCAGAAAGCAUUAGAAGAGGCCUCCGAGCUGAACAACGACCACUUCAAGAAGUAUAUAGAGAAGCUGCGGUCAAUCAACCCACCUUGUGUUCCAUUCCUAGGUAUGUACCUGACCAACAUCCUGAAGACAGAAGAAGGGAACCCAGACUUCAUGGCUAAUGCCCCUGAAGGCAUCAUCAACUUCAGCAAGAGGAGGAAGGUAGCAGAGAUCACCGGGGAGAUCCAGCAGUACCAGAACCAGCCCUACUGCCUGCACCCGGAGAACUCCAUCAGGGAGUUCUUCGCAGUGCUAGACCCUCUGAAGGAGAGGAGCAUGAGUGAGAAAGAGCUGGAGGACUACCUGUUCAAAACUUCAUUAGAGAUUGAGCCAAGAGAUGGCAAGCUCCCCAGAAAUCCCAAGAGAUUCCUAGACUACUCACUGAAGUCCCCAGGCAUCAAACCCAGCACCAACCGACAUGGAAGCAACAACAAGAGUAGUGCAAUACCUCCAUCGCUGCCCAAGAUGUCGGAAGAGGAUGACUCAUCUCAUUCAGUCUGCAAUACCCCGACCUCACCCAACAAACCACAGAGUCCUUCAGCUAUGGGAGGCAGUGUCAACAGUGUGUUUGUUAAUUCUCCUGAGCCAAGUUCCAGUCCUAGCCAGCCGAACCCGAUGCAUUUCCCAGCUUCUUCAACCAACGCGCACGAAGACAAGGAAAUCAGGCGUUCGCCGCCACCUCUCCCUCCUCGACGCAACACUGCACACCUGCCAGAACCGCCACCGACACCCCCUCCUAGAGUGGACAGUGAUCGACCACCUCCUGUUCCUCCUCGUCGGGACUCUAUGCCUUUACAUAAUAUCAACCCGUCUCUGGCCCGUUCUUUCAGUGUUUCACAUCCCCGCAAUUCUACAGAUACCCUGUUGUUUUCUGGUCACACCUUGCCUCGGCAGAAUUUUGAAAGGCACAGUUCCGAACGUAGCAUUCAGCUGAACCCAGUGAAUAUAAAUGGCAGCGAGGAUCAUGGGGACCGCCCCAGUUUACCCCCUCGGACAUACCUGGCUCAUCUUGCUCAUGCCAGAAAGCAGAGCAGCUAG